AUGGCGAAAGCCGCUCGCAGAAAGUCGUCGAGACUGACAAACGAGGCAGAUGAAGGCGACAAUGAGAACGGCUCUCAGGGUUGCAAUGGCAGUCAAAGGCGAUCCGGAAGAUCGCGCACCGCCGGCCCGGCCAGCUAUUACGAAGGUAGCGAGGACGAGAGUGACGGCGACAGCGACGAGGGUUCAGAUGGGAGUGACGGGGAGACGGAGGAUGCGGAGGACGCGGAGGGCGCGGAGGAGGACAGCGAUGACGCGGUCGAAACGGGCGAGGAGGAGGCGGAGAGUGAUGGCGACGGAGAGGAUAUCAGCGAGGGUGAUGACGACGAGAGUGACCAAAACGAGCACAAAGAAGAGGAGGCGGAGCCGGCGACGGAUCGCGUGGACAAGGACGCGACGGACGUUAAGCCACGAGGCGGCGAGAAGGACGGGAAUAAGACGGAGGCGAGUGAAGACGAAGAAGAAAUGCUGGAGAUUUCUAGUGACGACGAUGAGGAUAUCGGUGGGGGGAAGCUGCCCGCGAAGAGAUGCAGCAAACCUGCCGGAAAAGCUGCCCCCCGGAAUGCCAAUGCUAAAAACUCGGCGCGCAGGCAGUCUCCGCGGCUGAGAGGACAUCCGGAGGCGGACUCCGCGCGGGCGCAAGGCAAGCAAGGCGGAAGCGCAGGCGGUUUGGCGGGUAAGCGCGGGGAACAGCUGCGCGGAGACGAGGAGGCGGCGGCGGCGUCGCGAGGGCAAGUGCAGCGAGUGGCGAGCUCGUUGCCGGGUAGCAAGAAGCUGACGCGGCGCGACUCGGGCGUAGCCGACUCUGCGAAGGGGAGUAACGUUCAACGUGGCGUGGAGGCUAAAGCUGAGGAGGAAAAGGAAGAGAAAGAGGAGGAAGAAGAGGAGGAGGAAGCGGACGAACAGGAGCAUGGCGAGGAAGAAAAGGAGGAAGGAGAAGUGGAUGAUGAGGAGGAAGAGGAGGAAGAAGAGAAUGAAGAGGAGGAAGAAGAGGAAGAAGAGGAAGAAGAGGAAGAAGAAGAGGAAGACGAGGAAGAAGAGGAGAAAGAAACUAGAGGUAAGGGCAAGAAAGGGUGGCAAAAGGCAGCCACAGUAUCGCCAGAGCCGGAGCAAGGUCGACGGAGAUCGUCUCGCCUCCAGUCCAUCACCACCGGUAACGCUUCUUCUUCCGCGGCUGCUGCUGCUGCUGCGGCAGCGGCGGCGGCGGCGGCGGCAGCGGCGGAAGCCGCCGCGGUCUUGCCGGCGUCGUCCACCGCCAGGGCGCGCGAGCGGCGGAAGCAGCGCGCGCAGGAGGGGGUCUCGCGGAAGACCAAAGAGACGGCGAAGGAGAACCAAGAUCCGGGCUCGAAGAUGGCGGCCAUUAUCGCGGAUAGUGCGUGGCUUUUAUCGCGACCGCUCGUAACGAAGCCCCCCGCCCCGGUGGAGAAGGUGCUGCUGGCGCGCCAGCCCGCGGAACGACCGUCCGCGGAAAGAGCGGACAGCGGGCCGAAAUCAAGCGCAGAAGGGGGAACGAGCGCAGCCGGAGAGGAAGGCGCGGCGGCGGAGGAAGAAGCAUCAGCCGCGGCGACUGCUGCGGUGAUUGCUGCGGACUCACCUGCAGCGACCGCUGAGGUGACUGCUGCGGUGUCACCGGCGCCGGUUUUCCUGGUGAAGCUAGUCGGGCGGAGUUACCGCGACGUGGUGUGGAUGGCGGAAGCUGCGCUGCAGGAGCAAUUCCCCCGUCUCCUCAUGUCCUUCCGCCAGCGCUCCAUCGCCGCCCGCGGCGCUGUCAAAGACGGUCCUGCUCCUGCCAGCGGCGCGAGUGCCGAGCCGAACGAUGACGCUGACGUGGAGGUCGUCGGUGCUGAGUCGGAUCUCGUUCUUCCGUUCGAUCCGGACUACCUGCGCGUGGAUCGCGUUAUAAGCACGAAGCGCGGGCGGAAGAAGGACGCGAUGCGUUACUUGGUCAAGUGGAAGGCGCUUCCGUACACGGCCGCCACGUGGGAGGACGACAGCGCGCUUCGGGACGAUCCGGACGAUGUCCGGGCAGUCGAAAAGUUUCACACCUUCUACGAUAAAGCCGCGAUGCGACGGCGCGCUCCGGUGGCCGUGAAACGCGGAGAGCCGGCGUCGACGGGGGUGGAGUUUAAGAACGGGCGCACGCUGCGCGAGUACCAGGUGGCGGGCGUUGAUUGGCUGUAUCACAACUACAACAAGGGCGUGAACUGCAUUCUGGCGGACGAAAUGGGGCUGGGGAAGACCAUGCAGGUGCGCGGCGGGAAGCGGGUGUGUGAGGGAAGUGGUGUUUUGCCAAUCUCCGCAAUAUCGUUCUCCGCGCCGACCGCGCGUCCAAGUUCACCCCCCUCACCCCUUCCCCUCCUCUCCACUUCCCUCUCCGCGUCUCCCGCUCCGCUUCUCCCUCUCCGCUUGUUCCCCUUACCCACCGUUCCCGUCUCACCCGCUUCCCCAAUCGUCCCCGCUCUCCGCGCACCCUUUCUCCCCCUCCCCUCCCCUCCCCCGUCUUUCCCUUCUCCCCCACCCCCCGACUCUGCGCAGUCCGUCGCGCUGCUGGAGGCGGUGCGCCUGCGCACGGGCGUGCGCGGGCCGUUCCUGGUGGUAGCGCCGGUGUCCACGCUCCCGCACUGGCAGCGCGAGCUGGAGUCGCUCUCUUCCUCGGAGAUUAAUUGCGUGCCGUUCGUCGGGUCUAAGGACGACCGCGCCUUGAUCCGCGAGCACGAGCUCGCGCACCCCAGCGGCCGCGGCGUGCGCGCGCAUGUGAGUUGCGCGGAGAAAGGGAAGGGAAAGGGGAGCCGCGCGCAUGUGGUGCUGACGAGUUUCGAGAUCCUGCAGAAGGACCGCAAACCUCUGAGGGACGUGCGGUGGGAGCUGUGCAUCGUGGACGAGGCUCACCGCAUGAAGAGCACGACAGCCAAGACCACAGCAGCGCUCAAGGAGCUGUGCAUCAGGCGAGGGGGCCUGCUAUUGCUCACAGGAACGCCCGUGCAGAACAACACGCGCGAGCUCUUGUACGUGCUGCAAGCGGUUGGGGGGAGUGGGGUGGUGCUGCAAGUGGUUGGUGGGAGCGGGGUGGUGCUGCAAGUGGUUGGUGGGAGCGGGGUGGUGCUGCAAGCGGUUGGGGGGAGUGGGAUGGUGCUGCCAUCGGUUGGUGAGAGUGGGGUGGUGCCGCUCCUAUUAUCUGUCUCUCCCAGCCCUCCCUCUCUCUUUUCACACCAUGACUCCUCACCCGCUCUCCCCUCAACCGCUUUCCACUCAUACGCCCUCUUCUCACUCGCUCUCCCGCGUGCCCUCUCGCCUGCUCUACCCUCAACCACACUCUAUCUUCCACUACACCCCUCCCCCCAUUUUCCCCUUCCCGUUCCCCCGCCCGUGUGUCUUCCCCCACUCAGUGGACUGCUAAACGUCCUUGACCCAGCCACGUUCGGCGACGAGGCUGACUUCCUGGCUCGGUUCGGCAACAUCACUGACGCGGAGCAGGUUCGGGUGCUGCAGGAGGAGGUGCUUCGGCCGAGGCUGCUGCGUCGGAUGAAGGAGGACGUGGAGAAGAGCCUACCGCGCAAGGAGGAGGUGAUUGUGUGGGUGGAGCUGACGAGAGACCAGCGGCGCUACUACCAGGCUCUCUAUCGGAACCGCAUCGGCACGCUGCUGCAGGGCGCGUCGAAUAAGAACCUGCCGAAUCUGCGGAACCUGGCCAUGGAGCUGCGCAAGCUGUGCAACCACCCCUUCCUAUGCAACGGACUAGAGGAGGACAUGAGUCUCUACGCCCUCCCUGCACCUCUCUACGCCCUCCCUGCACCUCUCUACGCCCUCCCUGCACCUCUCUACGCCCUCCCUGCGCCUCUCUGCGCCCUCCCACUGACCUCCUGCCUAUCCCUGUCCCCUCACCCUCCCACUCCUCUCACUCCCCUCCCAUUCGUCCCCCACUCCUCCCACCAGUUCGUGAUAAUGCUGGACCUGCUGGAGGACUAUCUCACUGACCUUUCGCCCACUGCUCUCUCCUCAUCGUCCCACUCCUCUCUCUCAUCCCACUCCUCGAAUCACUCACCGCCAGUUCGUGAUAAUGCUGGACCUACUGGAGGACUAUCUCACGGCCAACGGCUUCUAUUGCCGUUUCUCAGCACCAAGGCGGCUAUUGACCGCUUCUCAGGCCCAGGCAGUGCGUCCUUUGUGUUUCUGCUCAGCACCAAGGCGGGCGGUCUCGGUAUCACCCUCACUGCGGCGGACACGUGCAUCAUCUAUGACUCGGACUGGAACCCUCAGAACGACUUGCAGGCCAUGGCUCGCUGCCACAGGAUCGGGCAGAGCAAGGACGUGAAAGUCUAUCGGCUGAUAACGCACCGCACCUACGAGCAGCAGCUGUUUGACUGUGCCUCACGCAAGUACGGCCUAGAGGAAGCCAUUCUGGGCAACUACCAAGGCGCCAGCGGGGGGAGCGGGGGGAAUGGGGAUGCGGCAGGGGGCGGGGGAGAAGGAGAAGAAGCAGACGGGGCGGGCGGGGGAGGAGGGGGGCGUGGAAAGAGGGGGAAAGGCGCGGGUGGCGCAGGGGGUGCGGGAGGGGGGGCCGCGGGGGGAGGUGGGGUGCGGAAUCCGGAGCAGAGUAAGGAUAUAGAGAGUCUGCUGCAGCACGGGGCGUAUGAGCUGUUCAAAGACGAGGCGGCGGAGGAUAGCGUGCGAUUCACAGCGGAGAACAUUGACCAGAUCCUAGAGCAGCGCACGCAGACACGCACCAUCGGCGGAUCCGGUACAAGCACAUUCUCUAUAGCCACUUUCGCUUCAGAGGAACCCGAGGGGCCAGAGGAAGCAGCAGAGGAGGAUCAAGAGAACCCCGACGGGGACAGGGGAAGUCCAGAAAGAGGGGGACAUGGUAGUGGAGGGGAGGGAGAUGAGAACGAGAAUGCAGGUGGUGGCAGCAAUAGAAGGAGUACCCGGUCUUCGCGAGGUGGGGCAGAUGGGAAUGCAAUCAAGCAAGGCGUGGAGUUUUGGGAAGAGUUGCUGCCCGAGGCCUGCCGGGCAGCUCGGGCAGCAAAGGAAUCUCCGCUGGAUGGGUUUACGCCGUUGGCAAGGGAGGAGAGGAGGAGGAAGAAAGUGGUAUACGCGGAGGGAGGCGUGAGAAAGGGAGGAGGGGCGGGAGGGGGAGGUGCAGAGGGUGCGGAAGGGGGAGUGGGAGGGAAGGGGAAGGUGGAGGAAGGGGAAAGUGGGGAGUCUGAAAGUGGGGAGGGGAGCAGUGGGGAGGAGGGGGAGAGGGGAGAUGGGAAGGGGAGGAAGAGGGGGAGAGGCGCAGUAGGUGGGGAUGAUGGGUUGGGAGAGGAUGUGGCGUGGGUAGGAGAGGAUGGGGUGAGUGAGGGGGAGUGCGGGGGGGGAAGAGCAGUGAGGAAGGCAAAGAGGGAAGGGCAAGGCCGGGAGAAGAAAGUGCGGCCGUGGAACGAAGCAGAGAUUAAGCGGCUUGAGUGGAAGGUGUUCUUCUCUGCACUGGAAGGAGACAAGCUACGUCAGGCAGCAAAGCUGCAGCAGCGGUCAGAGGAGGAGGUGGUACAAGUGGCAGCGGCUCUAGAGCGCGUGUACCGCAGCGUGCAUGCUCUCUCCGAGUCACACCAACUCAGCCUAGACGCAGCAAAGCUGCAGCAGCGGUCAGAGGAGGAAGUAGCAGAAGUGGCAGCAGCUCUAGAGCGCGUGUACCGCUCAGUGCACGCCCUCUCUGAGUCACACCAACUCAGCUUAGACCUGGCACUGCGCGGGCAGAAGUCCAAACCCCACCACCGAACCAUAGAUUUCGCUGAUCCUGUCUUGAGCGCUGCUGUUGCUGCGUACGCUGCUGCCAAUCAUCCUGGUGCUGCUGCUGCUGCGGCGGAGGAGGAUGGGAGGAAGGCAGAGGAGCUGUGGCCGAAGGAAGCAGCAGGGGAGAAGCUGCCUGCUGCUGCGAGGGCGGCUAUGAGCACUGUGGCAUUCCGACUGCGAUGCGUGAAGGGUGCAGAGAGUCGACUGCAAAUGCGGGCUGUGGUGAGAGUGAUAGCAGCAGCAGCAGCAGCCAAGCCAGAAGGGUUUCAGCACCCCACCAUCACUGCCAUUCUCUCAUCUACUGUCGUCAAGCGCUGGCGCUUUCCCACGUGGUGGGAUGACGAGGCAGCUGCUGAUUUCCUGAGAGCAGCAGUGGAGAUAGGUUGCUCGCCCUCUGACUUUGCAGCUCUGAGGACGGACCCUCAUUUUGUCCUCACAAACAAGUACGAUGCAGCCUAUGCCAACUGCGCUCUCAGCUCCGCACAGGCGACAGAAGCUGAGAAGGUGCGCGACUUCAUGCGUGUUGAUUGGCCGCUGCCCAGCGUGCUGACAAAGCUGGUAGUCCACGUGGCAGAAGAGGUGGCAUGGAGAUGGGACAUUCCGUACGAAUUUUCCCGAGAAAAUAUCUUCUCCAACAAAUGGGGAAGCAGUCGCGGGCUGAGAACUGGAGCUGCUGCUGUUGCUGCCACUCGUGGUGCCUCUGCUGCUGCUGCUGGUGAUGCUGCUGCUGCUGCUGCUGCUGCUGCUGCUGCUGCUGCUGCUGCUGCUGCUGCUGCUGCUGCUGCUGCUGCUGCUGCUGCUGCUUCUGCUUAUGGUGGUGCUACUGCCGUUGGAAGUAACGAUGAUGACUCGCAACAACAUGAAAAGAGGAAGGAGGAGAUUGGGGGAGACCCAUACCACCAACACCAGGACAGACCACACAAGCACUGCCAUUCCGGGGCAAUGGUGUCUGCGUGGGGGGUUCUUGGAAAGUCCCAGGCGGUUAAACAAAAGGAGAAGCUAGGAGAAGGAAAGCAGGCUGAAGGGCAGGCGACGGAAGGCAAGCAGGAAGUGGGGAAAGGAAAGGAGAAGAGGAAGGAGGACGGGGGGAGAGACAGCUUUCUGGUUUCAUGGUCUGGUUUGAGGAAACCUGCCACUGGAAGGGGAGGGGGAGGUGGAGGAGGAGGGGCAGGAGGAGGAAGGGGUUCAGGAGCAGGUGGAGGGAGAGGAGGAAUAGGAGGCACGGGAGCGGGUGUAGGCAUGGGAGAGGCUGGUGGAGUGGGAAUGGGAGGCACACAGGAGUCGGAUCCAAUUGUAUCAUCCGACCCUGUUGACUUGGCUGCUGUUGAGUCAGUAGAGAAGAGGCACAAGGCGGAACAUGUGGAUGUGCACUCAGCGCCGAAAUCGCAGCUUGUUUUCCUGCCGUCGCUCCCGCACGCAUCUCCUGCUGGUGCUGGUGCUGCCGGUGCUGCUGCUGCUGCUGCUACUCCUGCUGCUGUUGCAGGUUCGGCCCCAGUCAAGCCGAAAAUGGCAAUUCCAAACCAAAGGGCACCGGCGAUCGGCAGGGAUGGCAUUUUGAGUAUGGAUGCGGACAGGGAAAGAACCAAGCGCAAGAGGGAGAGCCUAGAACAGCUGAAGAACCACCUCGAGAAUUCCCUGAAGGGUGACGUGGCGACUGGUGAAAGGGAGGUGAGGGAGGGGAGUAAGGAGAGGGGUGUGAGAGAGGGGAGUGAGGAGAAGCAAAGGAAGAAGGGGAACGGUCCUGAGAAGCAGAAACGUCUGGAUGAUCUCCUGGAAGGCAGUUCCGGCAGCGAAGCUGCUGUGUCUGGGAUCAGCACUGGGAGCGAGGGGGGGUCGGGUGGUGGUGCGGUGGUGCUGGAAGGAGAGGAGCUUUCUCUCUAUCUCAAAGCGCAGCAGAGAGUAUUGGCAUCCAGCAAAGGAAGAAUGGGAGCGUCAGGCAAAGCUGAUGUUUCUACUUCUGUGAUGGGCCUCAGCAAAAGGGGAAGCUGCGAGGGAGUGAGGGAGGAAGAUGGUUUCACAGUACAGAAGCUGCAGUCUCCUCAGACGGCAAAACAACACCAACAGCAGAGGGAGCAACAGCAGGCGAAGGCAAAGCAGAAGAAGCGCCUGUCAUCAGAUCUCUACGGGACAGAGACCACCCGAGUACCUGCCAUCAGUGCUGGUCUUUGCUCCCCUGCUCAGAAACCUCCUACUGCUCAGAAAGCUCCUGCUGCGUACAAGUCUCCUGCUGCUUAUACAUCUCCCACUCCUCUCUGUGUAUCUGCUGCACGGUCUUCAGCUGCUGAUGCAGGUACCAGGUUCUGUCCACUGGUGGUUCCACUUGCAGAGGACAAGGAUUACUCGCAUCAUCACACCCCCUUACCUAUGAACACGCCGACCCGUCCCCUGCUGUCUCCUGUGACUGCUGGAACUGCUGCCAGUAGGAAGCAAUCAGAGGUGCUGAGGGAAGUGAACAGGAGCAGGGAGAUGGAGAAGGGAUGGUCAGCUUCUCCAGCCAAGAAAGCGAAACUCACUGAUAAGGUACGUGUGGUGGUCUGA
This is a messenger RNA of Closterium sp. NIES-65, 8307 nucleotides long. The record is from the annotation of a GenBank genome assembly. NCBI's taxonomy places the organism in Eukaryota, Viridiplantae, Streptophyta, Zygnematophyceae, Desmidiales, Closteriaceae.